This is a messenger RNA of Notothenia coriiceps (black rockcod), 2194 nucleotides long. Its product is annotated as vacuolar protein sorting-associated protein 13C-like. The coding region runs from base 84 to 2147 and encodes 687 amino acids. The record is from RefSeq and is a predicted model, not a curated record. The transcript has 12 exons. NCBI's taxonomy places the organism in Eukaryota, Metazoa, Chordata, Actinopteri, Perciformes, Nototheniidae. Gene Ontology annotation, biological process: mitochondrion organization; protein targeting to vacuole; protein retention in Golgi apparatus.
AUAUUAACACUGACCUUUCCGCUUCCCCCUCAGCCACCCUGGUGACACCGGCAGGAAGUGACAUCAUCGACCUGAAGGUCACGAUGACGCUGGGAGCCUUUAAUGUGCUGGUGUGCGACCAGAGCUGCGACAUGGCCCACAUUAAGAUCCAAGGUCUGAAUGGCUCUCUGCUGAUGCAGGGACCCCAGACUCAUAUCUCCGCCAGGCUGAAGGACUUCAUCGUCCUCAACGUGGACCCAAACAGCUUCCACAAGAAGGCGAUCUCCAUCGUGGGGGACGAGGUCUUCAGCUUCUCUCUGAGCUUGACUCCAAACGCCACGGAGGGUCCGAGAUACGCCGACACCUCGAAGACAGAUGGCCGACUGAAACUGAGCGUGGGCUGCAUUCAGAUGGUCUACCUGCACAAGUUCAUCAUGUCCCUGCUGAACUUCUCCAACAACUUCCAGACAGCUAAAGCGGCUCUGAGCGCCGCCACGGCUCAAGCGGCGGCUCAGGCGGCACUCAGCGUGAAGGAUUUUGCCCAGAAGAGUUUCCGUCUGUCCAUGGACAUCAAGCUGAAGGCGCCGCUCAUCAUCGUGCCCCAGAACUCCAGCUCCCAGCAUGCACUGGUGAUGGACCUGGGUCUGAUCACGGUGGGGAACAGCUUCUCGCUAAUGCCCGCCGACGGCUGCCCGCUGCCCGCCGUGCUGGAGGAGAUGGAGGUCCAGCUGACGCAGCUCAAACUGUCCCGGACCGGUUUGGACCCAGACUCGGACCCGGCGGCGGGGGGGAGGCCUGACAUCGAGCUGCUGGAGCCGGUGAACCUGCAGCUGAUGGUCCGGAGGAACCUGUCGGCGACCUGGUACAAAAAGAUGGUGGCAGUGGAGGUGGAUGGAGACCUAAAGCCCAUGAAGGUGGAGCUGAGUCAGGAGGACCUGAAGGUUCUACUGAGGAUCCUGACGGAGAACCUGGGAGAGGCCGGUGGUCCGGAGAACACCGACCCUCGACCGGAGGCAGUCGGGCAGCUGGGAGCAGGGCCCCCCGCAGCUGAGCCAGUGGCUGAGAAUGGUGGGGAAGACCAGGAGGAUCUGGAGAACCUCAGGUUCAACCUGAACAUCGAGUCUCUGGGUCUGGUCCUGUAUAGAAACGACCCAAAACAGCCUCUGGCCCUGCAGCACCAGCAGGAGCUCCGGCUGGGCGAGCUGGCCCUGCACCAGCUGCGGGUCUCGGGGAGGAUCCGGAGCAGCGACGGCCUGGAGGUGAUGGCGGUGUUGAGCGGCUGCACCCUGGACGACCUGAGGACCGGCAUGGAGAGAGCAUCAUCACGGAUGGUGGGCCGCAGAGACGAGGACAGCGCUGAGGCCAUGAUCGAUGUGACGUACCGGCAGAGCGCCGCAGAGCGGGAGGUGGUGUUCAUCCUGCAGAGACUCUACCUGUGUGCCAGCGUUGAGUUUCUGAUGGCCGUCGCUGACUUCUUCCUGCAGGCGCUUCCUCAGACACCAAACACUGCAACCAGCGACAGAUUACCCCUCAGACAGACCGCCAAGCCUCGAGCCGACACCAACACAGCCUCUCCGGUCAGGACUCGUCUUCGGGCGGUGGUUCUGGACCCGGAGGUGGUGUUUGUUGCCAGCCUGAUGAAGGCCGACACCCCCGCCCUCGUGGCGUCGUUCCAGUGCGACUUCAGUAUGCAGCUGGAGGAGGACGGACGGCAAGACAUGAGGGCCAAUCUGAGGGAGCUCAAAGUGCUGGCCUGCCCCUUCAUCAGGGACCAGGAGGACGCCGCCGUCACCACUGUAUUGAGACCCUGCUCGGUCGCCUUGGAGACCAAAACAGUGCCCAACCAACCGCUGAGCGGUUGUGUGACGGUGGAGGAAGUCGUCCUGAAGAUCUCCCCGUUCAUCCUGAACACGGUGAUGACGAUCACGGCGGCCAUGACAACGCGCCGGCAUGUUGAUGAUGACGGCUCGGCGCCGCAGGAGGUCGGGGACCUUUGGUCGGUCCGGAACAUCUACGGCUGUAACUUCUGGUUCCUGGGAGUGGACUCGGCCAGCGAGGCCACGGAGAGCCUCAGGGAUCUGGACCAGGGCCGGCAGGGAGAGAGCUUCAGCGCCGAGGUCAAGGUGAGCUCUGAUUCUGAAGACCAACAAAGAGUAGUUUCCUGUUGACACAGAGUCGUCUUCAGCUCUGUUUCUGAAGACCAACAAAGAGUAGU